GUGGCAUCCAAAUCAGAUGUAGCAAAUACAAAUAAGUCUAUAUCUUUGGCCCACGCUUUUCUUCUUCGCCUCCAAAAUCGUCUCUUUUUCCCUCCCUCGGUUCUAUCUUUCUUCACAGUUCUGGCUUCCUGCUCUCCUGUUUCAUCAAAAUCUCUCCCAAUCAUUUCUCUCCAGUGUUUCUCACUUUGCGCACGUUGGAUUUCUCUUCUUCCAAACAUAACAUACAAACAGCAGAAACCAUGAUUCAGAGCAGUUCAAGCUUACACAAUUUGGUUCAAUCUGUACGUCUGGGUUCUUUAUCUCAGCUUGGAGCUUUCCUUUGCUACUCGUCACAAGCUGCAUCUUCUCUGCAACAAGUGGACAAACCAUUGCCUUACUGCGCUGAUGGUGAGGGUGAGUUCGCUAAUGUGGAUUGGGAUAAUCUUGGAUUUGGUAUCAUGCCAACUGAUUACAUGUUCACAAUGAGAUGUUCUAAAGAUGGAUGUUUUGAACAAGGACAACUCACUCGCUAUGGAAAUAUUGAAUUGAGCCCUUCUGCAGGCGUCCUGAAUUAUGGCCAGGGGUUGUAUGAAGGCACAAAAGCAUAUAGAAAAGAAGAUGGUCGUUUACUUCUCUUUCGCCCAGAUCAAAAUGCCAUCCGCAUGAAGAUGGGUGCUGAUAGAUUAUGCAUGCCUUGCCCCUCCAUUGAUCAAUUUGUUGAUGCAGUGAAAGGAGUUGCUCUCGCCAACAAGCGUUGGGUUCCUCCUCCAGGGAAAGGGACUUUAUAUAUUAGACCUUUGCUAAUGGGAAGUGGUCCUGUAUUGGGUUUGGCUCCAGCACCUGAAUACACAUUCCUCACUUAUGCUUCUCCUGUUGGCAACUAUUUCAAGGAGGGCUCGGCACCCUUGAACCUAUACAUUGAGGAGGAGUUUCAUCGUGCCUCUCGCGGAGGUGCUGGCGGUGUUAAGUCCAUCACCAAUUAUGCACCUGUUCUGAAAGCCAUAGCCAGAGCAAAAAGUAGAGGAUUUUCUGAUGUUCUGUACCUUGACUCGGUGAAUAAAAGAUAUCUAGAAGAAGUCUCGUCUUGCAAUAUUUUCAUUGUUAAGGGUAAUGUAAUUUGCACUCCAGCUGCAAAUGGGACUAUUCUGCAAGGUGUCACUCGAAGGAGUGUGAUUGAAAUCGCCCACGAUCAUGGCUACCAGGUUGAAGAACGAGCUAUUUCAGUAGAUGAACUGAUGGAUGCUGAUGAAGUCUUUUGCACCGGAACUGCAGUUGGUGUUGCUCCAGUAGGCAGUAUCAAAUAUCAGGAUAGAAGUGCAAAAAACUUGUGCAUGUACAGAGUUGAAUACAAAAUCAGAGUUGAAUCUGUGGCUCAGGAGCUGUACUCAACUCUUGAAGGAAUUAAAAGGGGUCUCAUUGAAGAUAAGAAAGGUUGGAUCAUUGAGAUCUAACAGGGCCACUAUGCAUCCUCAAAUGCAUUGAAAAAAAUACAAUGUACAAGUGCAAUGUGCACUUCUGAAACCUUGUAGAUAGCUUUUUUUUUGUGUGUAUAUUUAUCUGAGGACAAUGAUACAAUGAUUUAUCAAUGUGGUAGACUUGUAAUAACGGAUUGCCUAUAAUAAACUAAAAAGAUUAGAGAUUAAAUUUAGCAUGACACAAAGCUUUGUAGAUUACCAUCUAAAUGUUAUCUAUGCUUUGGAGAGAGGUUGUUUCCAUGGCUCGAACUCAUGACCUCUGGUCACAAGUGGAAUAACUUUAUCUCAAAGUUUUUCAA
Manihot esculenta (cassava) is the source of this 1753-nucleotide messenger RNA. RefSeq names its product branched-chain-amino-acid aminotransferase 2, chloroplastic. Gene Ontology annotation, biological process: branched-chain amino acid metabolic process. Bases 240 to 1430 code for a protein of 396 amino acids. The record is from RefSeq and is a predicted model, not a curated record. Gene Ontology annotation, molecular function: branched-chain-amino-acid:2-oxoglutarate transaminase activity. NCBI's taxonomy places the organism in Eukaryota, Viridiplantae, Streptophyta, Magnoliopsida, Malpighiales, Euphorbiaceae. The transcript is spliced from 10 exons.